GUGACUAUGAGGGUCGACGCCGUGGGAGUGAGAUCGGUGCUGCGACGGAGGCGAGUCGCUAACUGCUUGCUGCUCACCACCGCGUCACUCACCCUCCUCGGCUUCUUAUUCCUCACCUCGUCAAGAUCCGUCGAUCCCUCACCUUCAUCCUCCCACCAAGUCCCCAUCGAUUUCGCCGCCUUCCUCGCCGACGACACUGCUCCCGUCUCCGGCGACUUUCGAGGGAACACAACAUGCGCAACAGUGGAAGAUAUGGGAGAUGUCUUCCGCCAGGGCUCACCCGACCAACAACGAGCUGCUGCUCUCGCACUCAGAAAUACCAUCCGGAAUCACUUUGCCAUCAAUGGUGCAUCAAAAGUGAGGAGACUUCCCCCAAAAGAGUUCUGCAAACAUGGAUUUGUGUUGGGGAAGGCAUCAGAAGCAGGUUUUGGGAACGAAAUGUACAAAAUUUUAACUGGGGCUGCACUCAGUGUCAUGCUCAACCGCUCUCUCAUUAUUGGCCAAACCAGGGGUAGGUUUCCCUUUGAGGAAUUCAUCACUUACUCCAAUGUUGCCUUCACCUUGAGUGAAAUAAAGCAUCUAUGGAGACAGAACGGCUGUUUGAGUCAAUAUGGAAGGCAUCUAGUAAUGAGAAUCGAUGAUUUCCAGAAGCCAACACGAACUAAUGUUCUUUGCAGCAAUUGGAUGGGAUGGAAACAGCCUAUCAUAUGGUAACAAAACACACCACGCUAGCUACAAUGCCAAAUCCAAAUGAUGAUGAUGAUCUGAUGCAGUACACACGCAUUUAAAUGGAGACAUUAAGAAUUUCAAAGAAUAAUAAAUGGCUGACUUCCUUAGCUUUGCAAUUAGGUUACAAAACACAACAGAUGCUGUGGCCGCUCAGUUCUUUUUAAAGAAUAUUCAUGAUGAUACAAGGACAGCUGCCACUGAUUUAUUUGGGAGACCUGAGGAUCUUCACUAUAGGCCCAAUGUUUUUGGGGAGUUAAUGCGAAUUCUGAUAUCUCCUUCAGAAUUUGUGCAACAUGCUGUGAGCUCUAUACUUCAGGAAGGUGGUAGUGAUGGUGCUGACCCUGAUAUUGCUCUUCAUAUGCGAAUGCUCACAAACAGGUCCGUGAGAGCUGUAAGGGCGGCAUUGGAGUGCAUUAGAAAAGCCGUAAAUGAUCUUCAACUGAUUACCAAACCCAGAGUUGUUAUAGUUUCAGACACGCCUUCUUUUGUGAAAUUUAUUGCUCCAUACUUGGAUGAGUUUGCUAAGGUUUUGCACUUUGAUUACAAACAUUUUGAAGGAAACUUAUCCCAAUACACAGGCAAAUCUGCUACUGUGAGCUUUAGAGAGAAGGAUUGGGGCCCAGCCCCGAGAUGGGUUGCUUUUGUUGAUUUUUUUCUUGCUUCACGGGUAAAACAUGCUGUUGUUUCUGGGGCUCACCGGCGCGUUGGGACUACAUAUGCUCAACUGAUUGCAGCAUUGGCUGCAGCUCACCACCUUGAGGAUGACUCCUCUAAUGGCUCGAGUUUUACUUUCCUGAGUAGCUUCCAAAGGAACCUGGUGUCUGAUGGGUUGAGGAAUCAGAUUGGGUGGGGACACGUAUGGAACAGAUUUGCAGGGCCAUUGAGUUGCCACGGUCAAUCAAACCAAUGCGCGUACACACCAAUCCUUCCACCUGCUUGGUGGGAUGGCAUGUGGCAGUCUCCCCUUCCACGAGAUAUUCGCAGGAUGGAAGCCUAUGGCAUCAAACUUUCUGGGUUUGGGACUUUUGACGUUAAUCAACUCCAAACGUCCUGUAAUUCCAGGAAGGAAUCGGUUGUAAGUGUCACUCUAAUUUAGAUUUUAUUUAGGACCUAAAAUAGUAUAGAUUCUUUUUUUUGUUGUUGUUGGAGAAUGCUACUACAUGUGUACAUGUAAAUGACACUUAACUAAACUCGCAUCACAGUCGAAAUUUUGAAAUACAAUUUUGUCUGUUUACAUGUAAUAUGUGAAACAAACAAGAUUUGUUUCGUUCAAAAUUUGUGAUGCAAUGUAAGUAUGGUGUAAAUUUGGUGCAUACGUAGCAUUUCCCUUUUUAAAAAAAUUACUUAUAGAUGGGUAUGCAGGGCAGUGCAUGACACUCAUUUACCGAGUAGGCAAUUUGAUUCAUCAUGUAUAUCGUUGAGUUGCCAGCAUGGAAUUAUUAUUAAAUACUCCGUGUAUGA
Molecule: messenger RNA, 2190 nt
Organism: Cuscuta campestris
Lineage: Eukaryota; Viridiplantae; Streptophyta; Magnoliopsida; Solanales; Convolvulaceae
Source: the annotation of a GenBank genome assembly